Molecule: messenger RNA, 1541 nt
Organism: Oryza brachyantha (malo sina)
Lineage: Eukaryota; Viridiplantae; Streptophyta; Magnoliopsida; Poales; Poaceae
Exons: 3
Coding region: 220-1278 (352 amino acids)
Biological process (GO): protein ubiquitination
Cellular component (GO): CCR4-NOT complex
Molecular function (GO): ubiquitin-protein transferase activity
Source: RefSeq, a predicted model, not a curated record
UUUCCUCCAUCGCAGCUCAUCGACUCGUUUUCUCCGCACCGUAUUAUCCGCUGCUGCAGCUUCCUCCUCCGUCGCAUCGUCUCUCUCUCUCUCGAGCUAGGGUUUACUUUACCCCACCUUCCUCCUCCGGCGUUUCCAGCGAGGCUGCGGGGUGGUUUCCGGCGACCUGUGCGUGCUGCGGGGUGAGCGACUGAGCAGGAAGAGAGAGAAGGCGGGGGGAUGGGAUACGACGCCAUGGCCCACGACGCGUCCUCCCCGGCGGCGGCGGCGGCGCGGGACGCGAAGAAGAAGCGGGGGAACCGGUCGGCGGCGAAGCUGAAGCAGAGCAAGCUCGACGUGCGGCGGGAGCAGUGGCUGUCGCAGGUGAAGGAUGGGAAGGAGGUGAAGGCUGUGGUAUCCCCUGGAACAGCGGCAGGAGCUAACUCUGGGUCACCGAUACUUGCCUCGCCACACCCUCCUCUCCCUCGCCGUCGUGCAGAGAUACGGACAAGGGAAGGGGAGCCAGAGGAUUACAAGGAGGAUUCUGUUGGUGCUAGCCAGGAUGUUGGUAGCAGUGAUCAUGAUUCCCCGUUGCACAGCCCUGUCUCCUGCAAUGCCCCUGUUGGCUGCUUGCAGCAGAAGCACUGCUCAGGCAAUGGUGGCGGCCGUAGCUUCAGCAGCGGCAGCAGUGCUUGGUCCAGCUCUCGAAGUGGGACUGAUUCCGACGAUGACACUGGUGAUAGCCCAGAGAAUGAUGAUGGAGUUUUGGAUGAUUGGGAGGCUGUUGCUGAUGCACUCUCAGUGGAUGACAAUCAUAACCACCAGGAUCCAAUGCCAGCAUCUCCACCAGUCAUACCUACAUCAUGCCCAGAACCUGCUAAUGGAGCAACAAGGCAAGAACCAAUCAAGAGCAGAACAAGAGCUUGGAGCCCAGAUGAUGUAUUUCGUCCACAGAGUUUGCCCAGCCUCUCCAAACAAGUCAGCUUCCCAGCUAGCAUGGGUAAUUGCUGGGUGGCAAUGGGGAUAGGAUCUGCACAAAAGGGAAUCCUUUCAUUGCCGAUAUCCUGCCCUAUAUGCUACGAGGACCUUGAUCCAACAGAUUCGAGCUUCCUCCCUUGCCCCUGUGGUUUUCAUCUGUGUCUCUUCUGCCACAAGAGAAUUCUCGAGGCGGAUGGGCGAUGUCCUGGCUGUAGGAAGCAGUACACCCCAGCAUCUUCAGGUGGAGGAACAAUUGGAAAUGAAUGUGAGAUGGGGAAUUUGCGUCUGUCCCGUUCUUGUAGUAUGGGUCCAAGAUACUAAAUUGGCAGGGUUAUGACCUAGAUAAUCGUUACAGUUCUUCUCUAUGCAUGCUACUGUUUAGUAUGUUACCUACGUUUGCCUUUUGAUAUAAAGAAAUGUGAAUAUCGGCAUAGGCUGUUUAAUCGCAAUAGAAAGUUCACCAGAAAUUUGUUGUCUUAUGAUGAGUUCACUUUGUGUAUGUUGCAUAUGUUGCUGAGAGGACCCUUUGUUAUUCAUGGUGUGUGAGUAUAAAUAAUAGCUAUACAGUGUGUUUGUUAUCUACU